AUGACGGUGAAGAAGAGACACAUCAAACGUCAUAUGAUCAGUAACUCCAUAAUCAAGAAUCCAACCAUGAUCCUUUUUAGAAUCAAUAGCAAGGAGAGCCAUAAAGGUGAAUUAAGUGCAGCAAAUUGUGGCAAGGGUAGAAAAAAUAAGGAUGCGGGGUAUGAUAGCAAUAGCGGCAGAAGGGUAGAAAAAAUAAGGCUGCAAGGUACGGCAGCAGCACGGUACAGCGGCAGCGGCAAAGAGAAGACAAUAGGUAAAAGGCAGCAAGAUACGGCUACAAGGCAAGAUGCGGUCGCAAGGCAAGGUGGUAAGGGAUAA
Molecule: messenger RNA, 318 nt
Organism: Prunus armeniaca (apricot)
Lineage: Eukaryota; Viridiplantae; Streptophyta; Magnoliopsida; Rosales; Rosaceae
Source: the annotation of a GenBank genome assembly